Molecule: messenger RNA, 4528 nt
Organism: Mus caroli (Ryukyu mouse)
Lineage: Eukaryota; Metazoa; Chordata; Mammalia; Rodentia; Muridae
Gene: CUNH6orf132
Product: chromosome unknown C6orf132 homolog
Source: RefSeq, a predicted model, not a curated record
GUGCGCGGGCGGGGAACGCGGCUGGGGACCAUGGCCUGCUAGUGUCCCCUGGGAAGACGCUGCGGGGUUCAGUCUGGGGCAGGACAGGGCUAGGGACGGAAGGUCCUUCCCUCGGGGACAGAUCGGCCUGCAGCAGCAUGAAAAAGAACCAGACCAUGCAGGGCACUUUCAGCAAACUCUUUGGGAAGAAGCACGCCCACCCCUCCACCACGUCCCUCUACGCCACCAAUCCACCCUGGAUUUUCACCCACGAGGCCCAAGAGGAGGGAACCAGGGACUUUGAUGGGAUCUAUUAUGGAGACAAUCGGUUCAACACUGUGAGCGAAUCGGGAACAGCCACGCUGAAAGCCCGGCCCCGAGUCCGGCCCCUGCUGACUUUCAUUCCUCUGAACGCCCAGGAGAACCAUGGGCUGGCUGUGCCCACCCCGUCUGUCCCAGAAGAUUUUGCAGACAAAGAAGUGGGAGGUACCAGCACACUAGUGAAUGGCAACCUCCGACUGUACAGCUCUGUGGGAGACCUGAGGCCGGCAUGCUACGAUCUGGACUCAUCCAUUCCCCCACCUCCCCCAGGCCCAGCCCCGGGGCCACCGCAGGACAUUUCACAGCCUCCAGGGGAGUCCCCUCCACCACCCCCUCCUUCUGUUCCUCCUCCUCCUCCCCCUCCCCUGCUGGUGGAACCCCCACCCCCACCCAGCACAGCCCCCCCUCCACCCCCACCAUUAGACAUCUUAUCCCCACCAUCCACACCCACCCCUCCUGACUUCAUCCCCCCUGCCCCACCGUCAGCUUUUCUAAGCCCCCCUCCACCCUCUUUGCCAGCCCCAGGACCCCCAGCUCCAGUCUCUCUGCACACAACUGGAACUCAUCUCUUCCCACCUGGGGCUAUUACCAAGUGGAAAUCAGAAGUAGCGCUCAAUGGCAGGCACCCAGAGGACUCCAGAACCAGUCCCCCCAAAAGCCCUGCUGAACUAAAGAGGAGCCCCCUAGGGCCUAGCCCAGAGCCCCACCUCACCUUCCCCAGGUCACCGAAGGUGCCUCCCCCAACCCCAGUCAGGACCUCAUCUAUCCCCGUUCAGGAAGCACCCUGCGCUUCUCCAGAGGAGGAGGAAGCCACCCAGAAGACCUCCGCCCCCAGCCCGCUGCCUCCCAGCUUCAACGUCCGCCCUGCAUCUCAGGUUUACCCAGACAGGGCCCUGGAGCCAGAGCAGCCCAGAGAGCCCAGGCCUGAGACACCAGGCAGCCCAAGGCUCAGGCAGUCUGAACCCCAGACAAAUGGACAAGCUGGAGCCCCGCCCCCAGCCCCGCCCCCAGCCCCUCCCUUGCCUCCACCGGCUCCCCCACUCCCUCCACCAGCACCCUCCCUGCCCCCAGCUGCUCCUCCUCUGCCCUCUACUGAGCUGGCAGCCCCUCCAUCUUCUGGAUUUAUGAAGACCUCCAAAUCCAACUCACCUGCUCUCAAACCCAAGCCCAAACCCCCCAGUGUGGAGGACACAGCCUCGUCAGAACCCGUUGACUGGAGAGACCCCCGGCAGAUGGAGAAGCUUCGAAGUGAGCUGUCAGCCUAUCUCUGUGGGACCAGGAAAGAGGAUCGGUCACUCAGCCACCGGCCAGUCCCAACUGUGGCCUUGAAGGACAAGGAGAACAAUAAGGGCACCAGCCUGUCAGAGGAGGCAGCUCCUACCAGCCUGCCUGAGAAGGUACACCCCUGCAUUCCUGAGAAGAGCCCCUCCAGCAGCAGCCUGCCAGAGAGAGAAGCCACCAGCAGCCUGGUCCUACCCCCUGUGGAUUACAUCCCCCAGGAUACUCCAGCCCCCAGUGUCAGGCAGAUCCGGAAUGAGCUAGAGGCUCGGUUUGCCUCCUCAGCUGAGAAAGAAGCCAAGCCCAGCUUAGCAUCUCUGCCCCCCAAGCCCAGGCUGGAAGGGGGAAGAACCUUUGAAAAUGGGACUGAUAAUGGCAGAUUCCAUAAGCCUGCCACCAAGAAUCCACCCCAGCCAUCUACCACCCCUCUGCCCACCACAGUACUCCAGUCCAAAGUUGUACCUGGUCCAGCAACAUCACCCAAGGUCACACCUGGGCCAGCCACACCGUUCAAGCCUACACCAGGGCAGGCCAUACUACCUAAGGCCACACCUGGCCUAACCUUACCACUCAAGCCUACACCUGAGCAGACCACAUCGCCCAAGAACACUCCUGGGCAGGCCACACCACCCAAGGACACACCUGGGCAGGCCAUAACACCCAAGGACACACCUGGGCAGGACACACCACCCAAGGACACAUCCGAGCAAGCAACGGUACUCAAGAAUGCACCUGAGCUGUCCACCCCAUCAUCUCAACUGAUGGCAGAGAAGGACCUUGCCUCUGUGAGGCAGAGAGAAAAGCCAGAAUCUCAAGAAAACCCAGUGGCUACCCAACUGUCCACAAAUGGCACCCUCUCUCCUCCAGCUCUCCCACCAAAGAUGUCUACCGGUGGAGAAGAGGCACCAUUUCUCUACAGACCCCAUCGCAGCCAGAAUAGCCACAGCCGAGGGGUUGCUGUAGUGACUCCCACUCGGGCCAGAGGGGAGGCUACAGACUCAGGGGAUGUAGUGGAUGAAAAGGAGCUACAAAACCAUCCGGCCAAAUCUCUCACAUCAGGCCAGCCAGCUGAUCAACUCCUCAGACACCCGGUGACUGGGGAAGUGGUGGAGCAGGGCUCCCCAAUGGCCCUGCUCCUUGCAGCCAGACAGAGGGCACAGAAGACUAGGACUGGAGGGACUGCGAUUGGACGGUCCUCUUUGCCAGGGAGUCUCCGUGACCAUAGCAACCAACCAGAGGCCAGCUCUGAUAGCAUCUUUUACAGAGGUAGCCGGCCCAAUUCCUUCAUUGUGGUCCCUAAGGUGCCCAGUGAGACAGAGGACUCCCAUCUGACCUCAGCACGGCCCACGGGGCCCAGUCAUUGGAAGCCCCAGCAGGGACCAGACACACAAGGCUCAGAGCCUACCUACAGGCAUGGGUGGACCAAGGCUGAAACCCCAGCCCCUGUGGCCCGGGAAAGACCAGCUCCCUCAAACUUACCCCAGGGCCGCGCCCUUCCCAAGUCUUUCUCUUCCCCGCCCUCUCCUUCCUACAAGAGGGAAGAAGAGGAGGAGGAGUUCAGCUUUGAUAUCAUUCCUCCGCCGCCAGAGUUCAGCAACGAUCCUGAGCCUCCGGCCCCUGGGCAGCAGCAUCAGGGUCGUCGCGGGUCCCCACCCAGGAACAACUUCUCUGACUUGGGGCAGUCCUGGGGCCCCAAUCCGACUCCUGGCUUCUCGCGCUUCCGGGGGACUCAAUACCCGGAGUCCGGGGGCCUAGAUCGCUUCUCAGGCAGCGGACGAUCGCUCAUCAAGAAACGCCUGUAUGUCGGGGAGUCCCAUCGCAACCCCGGGAUGCCCCGUGGCUCUACUGGCCGCAGCCUGAGCUCCCCUAACUGCUUCGGACCUCAGCCAGGAGGACCUGAGAUGCGACGGGUCAACUCUGCGGGCCGCGCAGCCCCCGGAGGUCUGCACGCAAGGAGGCUGUCGCUGGAGGGCGCCCGAGGUGCCACCGAGGUCAAGUUCAAGGCGCCCGGUGGUGGCGGUGGUAGUAGCAGCAAAGCUGGGGACUAUGGCUUUGUCCCUGCCAAAGGCAGCAGGUCGCCUCACGGCAACACCCACUAUGGAAGCCCCAUCAAUACAUUCACCGUGAGGCCUGGGACCCGCCAUCCCAUCUCCUAUGCCUACCCUGGGACCCAUCGGAAAGCCACUUCCUGAGCCAUGCGGUUCAGUCAGCUGACUUCUAGGGGUUGGAUCUGGGCAGUUGUUUUGCAGGGGUGGGGGUGGGAGGUCGCACAAGGUAUUAUAGGUCCUGGCUCAGACACAGCUGAGAGCCUUUGUUCUGGAAGGCAGACAGAUGGAUGUAGCAGAGGACUGUGGACGACAGAAAGGUGUCUUUGAAAGCACCAAGGGACAGCUUGGCUGGGGACUGCUGGCGGGUGGGGGUGGGGGUGGGGGAGCUUGGUGGGCCCUGUUUCUGCUAUCUGGUGCUGUCUGUGUUAGCAAGGAGGAUUGAAACCCAUGGAGGUGACAGCUUGCCUGUCAGAGCCUCACAAAGGAUGGUGUUGGCUGUCUUUAACCUCUGCCUGUUACACUGGACAGGUAAUGGCUGGCCUUCCUAGCCACUUGGAGAUGAGUUCAGACCAUUUGCACAACACAGGGCUCUGCCUCAGGAGCCUUAUGUACCUGCCAGGGCCAAGCAGGGCCAUUACCCCAUGGCACUUACUCACGAGGAAGCCUUGAGAAGUCUGGGUUGGGAGAUGGAGGAUGAAGGCUUGCUUUUCCAUUCAGGCCCAUGAAGUCCUGGUUCAAGGGAUUGGGCCCAAGGAACAUGGAGAUGGGUCUUGGAAGGUCAAGGUAGCCUGCUAGAGCCAGUUCAGAACAGGGGAGACUUGUCAAUAGGGUGACCAUUUGUCCUCUGCCUGGAUGGUCCAGGGUUAUAUCAGUGAACUGGAAUAUAUGUGUAUAUAUUCUAA